ACCAAAAGUCCAAAACCCCCUUUGGCGCCUCCAUCUUCAUCCAAAGAGAGAUGGCGCCAUCAAACAAGCUCACGCUGAUCGCAUUGCUCGUCGCCUUCGCCAUCGUCGCUCCGUCUGCGGCGGUUAGAGAUGGAGGAGCAGCCAAGGAUGCCCCGGCGCCGGCGCCGUCGGCCAGCGGAGAAGCUACUGUGCACCCCAUGGGCUUCUUUGAUGAUAUCCUGGACGAUAUAAUCCACUUCCGCAUCCCUGACCUGCCUCUGCCACCAAUCCUGCCUUGCCCUCCUGAUUUCCCCAUAAAAAUCCCGUUCAUCCCCUGCUACAAUGAAACAAACACGCUGGAGUGCAGGUCGUCGCUGGCGAAGUACAUGCCGCCAUGCGCCGGCUUCCUCACCGACGCCGACGACAGUGGCAGCGCGUCCUCGCCUCCGAAGGAGUGCUGCAACGCCAUCGGAUCGUUCCUCGAGGAUCCCAUGGCUCUGUGCCUCUGCCACGUCGUGAACGGCGACUUCGGCAAGCUCCUGAAGGCGCCGAUGAACCCCAAGCGCGCCAACUCCUUCCUGCAGCAGUGUGGUUUUGAACUAUCAUCGGCCCAAGUAUCCAGGAUCUGCUCCGGCAAUACUACGCUCACCAUUCCGCCGAUGGAUGCUCCGAGUCCUCCACGUCCACCAACUUGGCGCCACCACGGAACAAAGGGUGGAUCGCCAUAA
Molecule: messenger RNA, 707 nt
Organism: Setaria italica (foxtail millet)
Lineage: Eukaryota; Viridiplantae; Streptophyta; Magnoliopsida; Poales; Poaceae
Exons: 3
Coding region: 51-707 (218 amino acids)
Source: RefSeq, a predicted model, not a curated record